UAGCCUCAUAGCCUCGUAGCCGGCUAACAAGGUGGGCAUCUCAGGGGGCUGCUAGGAACGGUACCACUGUGAAGAGCGAGAGCAGAAGAAAAAAUCGACUAAAAAGCCCGUCCUGGAGGAGGGGCUCUGGGCCGGAGGGCUUCCGCCCCCCCAGACCCAGUUUAUUGACUCGCUAAUUGGAGGAGACGCUGGGAGAGAGAGGCUGGGAGACGAGGCUGCGGUGACCGCGAGACGAGAGGAGGAGAUGCAGACUGAAGCACAUUGAAGCUGUUGCUCCGCCGCUGCCGAGAGAUGCUCUCAUCCACCUGAAGAGCAGCGGGACAGCAGAAGCUCCACCGCAUCCCGAUGGACGUUUCGCCCUGUGGACGGUACCGGAACCGCUGGGGACAUCGUCUGAAAGACACGCCGUCGAUCGGAGAACUCCGCAACCAGAGGCGUCGUGACAAGUGAAGGAUUCUUUUCCGUCCCUCAAUCCGUGGAUUCUAGUUUCACCUGUUUCCCCCCCUCGCGUCUCCAUGGAUGAACCGCGGGUGUUUUUCGGCGCGUCCUCCGCGGUGGGCCAUGUGGGAUCACACUGAGACACAGAGCCAGGGUACAAGACGUUUCAGUGGGAUUUCUCCAGAAGCCAAUGAAGCCCGGUCGCUGCCGGCCAUAGCUAUGCUCCGUUGCCGCGGGUGAUCGCUUCGUUCCUGCGUGCUUCCCGUCUUCUGGCCACGAUGAGCAGCUCCAGUAACCCCCCCAAACGCAACACCUACCUGAUCUCCCUGACGCUGGUCAAGCUCGAGGCUCUGCCAGACGGGGAGCAGGAAGAGGACCUGGACCAGGACCUGGACUUGGGCCUGGAGACCCCCCACCCGGGAGCAGACCCCCCAGGUCCGGAGCCGGACCCUGAGGAGGUGCCGUGCAGGACCGCCCCCGAAGAGGAAGAUGCAGAGAAAAGUGAGGAGGAGGAGGAGGAGGAGGAGGAGGACGACGAUGAAGAGGAGGAGGAGGAGGUAGAGGAGGAAGAGGAGGAGGAGGAGGAGGAGGAGGUGCCGACCAACAACGGAGGUCUGCCUCCGGACCCCGUGGUCCGGGCCCCCCAGGCGAGACCCCCGGGGAGCCUCCAGCUCAGGGAGGCCUGCUUCCGGGCCCCGCCUCCCCCGCCGCUCACCGACUCCAUGAGGGCCCUCGAGAGGGGCUUCUUCCCCGAGGGCGGGGUCCGCGGCCGGGAGGGGGCCCGCCCCCGGACCGAGUUCUACCGGGACCCCCCCAGGCUGUUCCUGAAGCGCGAGGACGGGGGCGACCUGAGCAGCAGCCAGUCCCUGCAGCGCUGCAGCGUCUCGCCGGCGGCGCUGUCGCCGCAGGUCGGCCAGCGGCCCCCCGAGGUGCUGAUGCGGUCCCACGCGCCCCCCCCGGCCGAGCCCCUGUCCUGGUGGGAGAAGAGGGAGGCGCGGCAGAGGCUGCUGGCCUCCGUCAAGACCCUGGACCGCCGGGAGCACCGCUACGGGGAGCCGUCGCCGCGGGCGACCACCGCCACGCUGGGGCCGUACCGCGCCUCCUGGGCCGACAGCGACACCAAGGCCACCCUGAUCCGGCCCGGGUACCCGGCGGGCGCGGGGUACCCGGGCCUGGUCGGGCCCAGGGAUCCCCCCUCCGCCGGAGACCCCCGGUUCCAGCCGGUGUCCGGGGUCCUGCCCCCUCCCCCGCCCCCUCCUCCGCCCCCGGCCGCGCCUGGACCCCCCCCUCAGAGGAAGGGCAAGAGCCGCACGCUGGACUACAGCGACCUGAGCGGCCUGGGCGAGGACCCCCGCCGGGGGGGCCCACGGGCGCCGGCCCGGGACAGGAAGAUGCUCAAGUUCAUCAGCGGCAUCUUCACCAAGAGCACGGGGGCGGGGCCGCCGGUGGCCCCGCCCCCCAGCACCCUGUACCCCCCCGUGGAGCGCUGCUCCAGCGAGGACGAAGCGGCGUGUGCCAGUCAGGACUGGACUUUCAAGCAGACCGUCCAGGAGCUUCACCUGGGGGUUCUCGGAGGGCUCUGCAGUGGGAAGUCUGCCCUGGUUCACAGACACAUGACUGGGAGCUACUUGCCGUCUGAGCACCCUGACGGGCGCCAGUACAUCAAGGAGAUGCUGGUGGACGGCCAGAGUCACCUGCUGGUGAUCAGGGAGGAGACGGGGCCGCCAGAUGCUCAGUUCGCCUGCUGGGUGGACGCAGUGAUCCUGGUGUUCAGCCUGGAGAACGAGGCCAGCUUCCAGGAGGUGUACCGCAACUACCACCAGCUCAGCACACUCCGGCCCAUCGCCGAGAUCGCCUUCAUCGUGGUGGGCUCUCAGGAUAAGAUCAGCAGCAGCAACCCGCGGGUCAUCGGCGACGCCCGCGCCCGGCAGCUCUGCUCCGACGUGAGGCGCUGCACCUACUAUGAGACGUGCGCCACCUACGGCCUGAACAUCAACCGGGUCUUCACCGACGCUGCUCAGAAGAUCAUGGCGGCCAAAAAGCAAGCGGCGCUAUUGGCCUCCUGCAAGUCCCUCCCCAACUCCCCCAGCCACUCAGAGGGCUCCACGCCGGUGUCGGGGGUGUUCCCCGGCCAGGCCAGUAACGGCGGGCAGAGCAGCGACUACUCCUCCUCCCUGCCCUCCACGCCCGUCAUCAGCCACAAGGACCUGUGUGCCCGCCAGGCCCGGGGGGCGGGGCCCGAGGACAGCCCCGCCCCCGCCGCCGCCGCCGCCGCCGCCGCCACCGCCCAGCGCAGCGCCGCCCCGCGGAGACGCACGCCCCGCUUCACGGGCCGGCGGGGCAGCGACUCCAACCGGAGGAGCGCCGACAGCACGGGGGACCUGGGCAGCGGACGCUCCAUCCCCGUCAAGCAGGGCUUUCUGCUGAAGCGCAGCGGGAACUCGCUGAACAAAGAGUGGAAGAAGAAGUACGUGGCGCUGUCCAACGACGGCAUCCUGUCUUACCACCCCAGCGUCAACGACUACAUGCUGAACGGCCCCGGGAAGGAGAUAGACCUGCUGCGCGUCACUGUGAAGGUGCCGGGGAAGAGACCCCCCCGCGCCGGGCCCCCCUGCGGCCCCCCGCUGGGGGUCAACGGGAGAGCCAAGGAGGGGCAGGACGUCACCCACCCAGACAUGGAGGGCGUGUCCAGCUCAUCGUCCACGCGGGACGCGGCCGGGACGUCCCCGCCGUCGGACAGGAAGAAGCAUCGCAGGAAGAAGAGCCUGAACCAGAAGGGGGACUCGGCUGCCGGCCAAUCAGAUGCCAAGCGAAAAAUGUGGAAGCUAAAAAGCUUUGGCAGCUUAAGAAACAUAAACAAGACAGACGAGGACAACUUUGACUUCCUGGUGGUGUCCAGCGCGGGCCAGACGUGGCACUUCGAGGCGCACGCGGCGGACGAGAGGGACGCGUGGGUGGCUGCCAUCGAGAGCCAGAUCCUGGCUCGCCUCCAGCUCUGUGAGAGCAGCAAAAACAAGAUCCGCAACAACAGCGGCAGUGAGGCGGAGGCCCUCCAAGCCAUCCGCAACGCCCGGGGGAACAGCUUCUGUGUGGACUGCGACGCCCCGAACCCCACCUGGGCCAGCCUGAACCUGGGGGCGCUGAUCUGCAUCGAGUGCUCCGGGAUCCACCGGAACCUGGGCACCCACCUGUCGCGGGUGCGCUCCCUGGACCUGGACGACCUGCCCAGGGAGCUGACCCUGGUGCUGGGCGCCAUCGGGAACCACCUGGCCAACAGCAUCUGGGAGGGGCGCACCUUCGGCCGCCACAAGCCGCUGCCCGACGCCUCCCGUGAGGAGCGGGAGUCCUGGGUGCGGGCCAAGUACGAGCAGCGGCUGUUUGUGGCGGCGCUGCCCCCCCCCUCCCCCAGCGAGGGGCCGGGCAUCACCCUGUCCGGCCGCCUCAUCCUGGCCGUGCUGGAGGACAACCUGCCCCGCCUGCUGCUGCUGCUGGCCCACUGCACCAAGGAGGACAUCAGCGCCCCCCCGGUGUGCCUGGCCCUCAGCUCCUGCUCCCCCCUGCUGGCCCGCCUGCCCGCCUCCCCGCUACACGCCGCCUGCCAGCAGGCCGACGUGGUCAUGACGCAGCUCAUCAUCUGGUACGGCUGUGACGUGCACUGCCGGGACCCCCACGGCCACACGGCGCUGCAGUCCGCCCGCCGCGCCGGCAGCCAGGAGUGCGUCGACAUCCUGCUGCUCCACGGCUGCCCCGACGAGCCCGGCCCCCCCCCGGCCAGACCCCCCUGCCCCUCGCUCCCCGCCGCCGCCGCCGCCGUGCCCGGCCUCUCUGUUGCCAUGACACCGAGCCCGCCGGUUGCCACGACGCUCAAGAUCUCUCACAAGAGUAAUGUGACCAGCUACAGGAGAGCCGUUUUAUAAUCCAACUGUGAGGUGUGACUGUGUGUGUGUGUGUGUGUGUGUGUGUACGUGUGUGUGUUUGUGUGUGUGCGUGCGUGCAUAUGUGUGUGUGUGUGUGUGUGUGUGUGUGUGUGUGACCCACUAGUUAACAUGCGUCUGCUCUCAGCGGACUGCGACUCAAAACACAGAUGAGAAGGCGAAUGCCUCAGUUAUAAUUUGACAGGUUUGGUAACUAUUAAAACCAGAAGGAUCCCGUUCAAAGGGCAGGCGUGUGGGACUCUUUACUCUACCCCGACCGCAGUGACGAGGGCAGUAAGAUCACCGUUAGUGUGUAAGAGUUACUCGACAUUAAUGAUAUAUUGCUCAUGACUCGCUCACCUUGUUUCUGAUUUCGAGAACGAACCGUUCACUGCCAAACCCUGCUCUGGGAUUAGACAGGAAAAACCCACCUCUGAAAGCAGCUCUUAUCGUGAUGUGACCGCUCAUAGUACGUUCCAUUAGAUCCAUCUCCAUUUAUCUUGAAGAGUAGAUCAUAGAAGUUAAAAGAAUUGCAAUAUUUUUACUAUUUGUAUGAAUCGGUGGAUGUGUUGGUAUCUUGGUUUGUUUACGUAUGUGCUUGGAUUCACCGCGUCGGAGGUAUUGGUUGGGUCUCAUUUUAAGAUUGUUUAUGGACAGAUAUAUGUUAGAAAAUAUACAGAAUGUGUAUUCAGUGGCUGGUUCAUGCUAGAGACUCAUUUGAUCAUCACUAACCACAGAAACGACUUGGCUCAGGAACGGGCUAGUUAGCAUUCACUAACGAUGACGGCAAACACAGUUCUUGAAUAUUGUUGCUAUCAUUUAAAAAAAGGAAGUAUAAAACUGUUAUUUGAAAGGUUUUUAUUAUAUUAUCAGAUUUAUAAAGUACAUUCCUACAUAUAUUACAGUACUGGGUCUCUGUCGCCGUUUAGAGAUUAACAGCUUUUGGGUUUCUCUUCGUUGUUGCCUAGGCGAUCUGUCUUCUCUCAAAAACACUUUAAAGACUGAAAGUUCUUACGUUUGUUGGCUUUGUGUGACAAAAGGCAGUUAUUGAGUUAUCGAGGGCGAUGCUAAACUCACGAACAUGAAUGAAGCAUCAAGGCUCACAGUGAUUUAUUCUAUUCUGGUCCACAUGCAACGCAAACAAACAGAUCUGAUGCCUUUGUUUCGACUGAAUGUAUUACACAAGAAAGUUAGGGCCGAGAAAAAACACGAAUGUUUUGAUUUCUGCUUGAAAGAGGCUUCGACUCCAGAUGUUAAAAUCCACCAGCCUGCUCCUCAAACAGCCAAACGCGCUCCUCUCUAGAGGCUGACCCGGAGAAGAAACAGAACGUGUGUAGUGUUCUGCUAACUGUCCGUCAGAAGAUAUAAAUACCUGGGAUAUAAAAACACUCUUAGCAGUAUGUAUUUUGUAUUUCAAUCUUAAAUCCCUCCACUGAUUGUACAUGUGUGUGUGAUGUAAGCAUCUUUUCUCCAUUUGUAUUUUUUUACCCAUGCAGUGAAUCAUGGAGCUUUGGCUAUUAAUAAAUCUAGGCUACUAUCCAAA
Gadus morhua (Atlantic cod) is the source of this 5895-nucleotide messenger RNA. Its product is annotated as arf-GAP with GTPase, ANK repeat and PH domain-containing protein 1. Gene Ontology annotation, cellular component: nucleus. Gene Ontology annotation, molecular function: GTPase activator activity; GTPase activity; GTP binding. Lineage: Eukaryota; Metazoa; Chordata; Actinopteri; Gadiformes; Gadidae. Bases 717 to 4355 code for a protein of 1212 amino acids. The record is from RefSeq and is a predicted model, not a curated record. Gene Ontology annotation, biological process: negative regulation of neuron apoptotic process; activation of GTPase activity. The transcript is spliced from 19 exons.